This is a messenger RNA of Protopterus annectens (West African lungfish), 7148 nucleotides long. RefSeq names its product parathyroid hormone 1 receptor (gene PTH1R). The transcript has 13 exons. Gene Ontology annotation, cellular component: plasma membrane. Lineage: Eukaryota; Metazoa; Chordata; Ceratodontiformes; Protopteridae. The record is from RefSeq and is a predicted model, not a curated record. Gene Ontology annotation, biological process: cell surface receptor signaling pathway; adenylate cyclase-activating G protein-coupled receptor signaling pathway; intracellular calcium ion homeostasis. Bases 1956 to 3572 code for a protein of 538 amino acids. Gene Ontology annotation, molecular function: parathyroid hormone receptor activity; peptide hormone binding; G protein-coupled peptide receptor activity.
UGUAGGGUGUUUUCUGUGUGUCACAUGCUGCAACCAGCAACCAAUAGCAGAGUGAGCGAGUGCCUUCUUAUGUCUGUUCUGGCCUCUUUUUCUCCGUCUUUCUUUCAGAAAAUGAGAAUGUAUGUUUCAGGACCGAUUGGCUUUACAGGAAAUUCACUGUGUUUUUCACUUUCAUCUAUGAAAUUCCAUCGCAAGUGGAGACGCUAAGGACUCCAAGUUUAAAGAAAAGUGAAAAAAGGCACGUGUAAAAGUGGUAUAAAAAUCGUCCCAAUAAUGAUCUCUUCCCUCAGUUAGAACUGAUGCUCCUCAGUGUGCAAUUCUAUAAAUCCACUGGAAAGGGGUAGGGACUUCAUUUUGCACAAACUCAUACAAAGGCUGCGAUUCUGUUUGAGUUUUAAAAGGCAGCAUCAAAUAUAGUGUAACUACUGCAUCUAAAGUGAUUGCGACUUUACCUCUAAUGCAAGUUAUGUCACUGACCCAGGAGGGGUGCACCCAGUCAAGUAGUGUGUGUGUGUAUGUGUGUGUGUGAGAGAGAGAGAGAGAAGUGAGGGGAGCAUCGAUCCUGCUAUUCAUGCCCACACCUUCGUGGUAAACGUAAACCGCAGGCUUUGCUGGCACACUAAGCUGCCUUCAGGCUGGCGGUUCCAGUUGAGUAAAGGCGAUUCAUUUGUACUUUGCAGUCUGUGAGAGGAGGGCCGGCCGUACAUGUGUAAGGGAGGCAUCAUCUUUUGUCACUUUGUCUUGUAUUAUAUCUGGCUUAUAGGUGUGAUAGACGGAUACGGUUCUUCUGGGGAUCACCUUUGUGCUGCCACCUCCAACUAAUCCUCUCCCGGGUAUGUGGGGGGUCACCGUUCCCAAAACUCGCAAACUAUCGGAGCUCGGGGUUAAGGAUAGUGCCUGAUACUUAAGGUACGUGGUCACAACACUUCUGCAGUCUGCCUUUAGCAAGUUGUGCGCAGAUAACAUUUAAACUCCUGAGUCGGUGGUCUCUGACAGCCUUGAUUGGUCCCAGUGACGUUUUAACGAAGGCAGUGACUCCGGAUGACCAGAAAGAGAGAACGCCUUAAAGAGUACCUGGGAUUAAAAGGGCAGCUUGUUUCAUGCCUUGAGCAAAUGGAAAAAGCCCCGUGGUUUUCUGAAACUUUCGACACAAGUACUAGAACCACUCACAGUAGAAGAGCUUGUGACUGGAAAGGCAGCCAAGAGGAGUGCAUCUGAGACUUCCAGUCACCAGGACUGGGGCAAAUGACCACAAACAGCCUGCUGUCCACUUUUAGAACUUAGAGGGCCAGAUGGGAAUAAUAGACCGCGGCGGCACUGAACUAGAUCAGUUGACAACAUGAAGCCUGAUGCCUGAACAGUAAACUUUUAUUUAAUUUGCUCUUAAAAACGUGUUUCUUCUGGCUAGCAUCUGGUGUCCCUGCGUAUGCGGUUUUUCCCGUCUUGCAUGCCUUCACAUCAACACAAACCGGAGUUUAAAACCAAAACGCAGACUCAAAAAAAAAAAAAAGUGAAAGAGCUAAAAAUAAAGAGGAGGGGACCACUGGCUUUGUGGUUGAAGAGGCAAACUAUCUGAACUUCCCACUAGCUUCAUGAAAAAGGAAACCGACUUGCAGUUUUUUGACAUAUGGAUGUGAUUUUUGUCUCUGCUCUCAUCUUUCUGAACUACACAGAUGCAUAGAGAGCGCAGCACAGAGCAUGAGGGGGAAUUGCCAUCUAUGCAAGUAAACUCCUAGACUCUUAGGUCCCCUCCAGUAAAGGCAGAGAACUGGUGCAGAUAUAGGGCACUGGGACAUGAGGAAAAGGAGCAAAGCUUCACUAACGAGGGAAUGUCUCAACAGAUGUGAAACAGAGCCUUUAUUUAGCUAAGAAGACAUAUAAUAUUCUACAACCGGAAAUCAGAUCAAAAGACCCCAACAUCAGCCUUGGAUGUAUGAUCCUAAUUUGUUUGGAUAAUGGGAGCAUCUGCAGUUAUCCCCAGCCUGAGUUUAGUCCUUUACCUCUCCAUGAGUUGUGUUUAUGCUCUGGUUGAUGCCGAUGAUGUCAUUACAAAAGAAGAGCAGAUCUACAUCAUUGUGCAACACAAGGCAAAGUGUGAGGAGCGAUUACAAUCAACAGCUCAUACACCACUUGAUGACUUUUGUCCUUCAGAGUGGGAUGGCAUCGCUUGCUGGCCAGAGGCUACUCCUGGAAAAUUGGUGUCCAUACAGUGCCCACAUUACAUCCAUGAUUUCAACCACAGAGGACAUGCUCAUCGGCAGUGUAACAUGAAUGGAAGUUGGGAACUGGCACCAGGAAGUAAAACAACAUGGGCAAAUUACAGUGAGUGUACAACUCAUCUGGCAGGGGAUGCAGGUCACAAUCACAUCUUUGAUCGUCUCUAUCUGAUUUACACAGUUGGAUACUCAAUCUCCCUGGGAUCGUUAACAGUUGCUGGCAUUAUCUUGGGUUAUUUCAGCAGGCAUCUGCACUGCACAAGAAACUAUAUCCACAUGCAUCUGUUUGUAUCAUUCAUGCUACGAGCCAUCUUCAUCUUUGUGAAGGAUGUCGUAUUGUACACCGGAUCUGAACUGGAGGAAAUAGAGGGAAUUGCCAAAGAAGAUUUGGGAUCCAUAACAGAAGUGCCACCAAUUGAUAAAGCUCAGUUUGUUGGUUGCAAAGUUGUGGUAACGCUCUUCCUCUACUUUUUGGCAACAAACUACUUUUGGGUCCUGGUGGAAGGACUUUACCUUCACAUUCUCAUCUUUAUGGCCUUUUUUCCAGACAAGAAAUACCUAUGGGGAUUCACUUUGUUUGGCUGGGGUCUACCAAUGGUAUUUGUUGCAAUAUGGGCCAGUUUGAGAGCAACAUUAGCUGAUACUGGGUGUUGGGACCUUAGUGCAGGUGGUGUGAAGUGGAUAUAUCAAGUUCCGAUACUAAUUACAAUAGCGAUAAAUUUCAUACUUUUCAUUAAUAUUAUCAGAGUCUUGGCCACUAAACUAAGAGAAACAAAUGCAGGAAGAAAUGACACACGGCAACAGUACAGAAAGCUGCUAAAGUCAACACUUGUACUCAUGCCCUUAUUUGGAGUUCAUUACAUCAUUUUCAUGGCCGUGCCAUAUACAGAAGUGUCAGGGAUUAUUUGGCAAAUUCAGAUGCACUAUGAAUUGCUGUUCAACUCAUUCCAGGGAUUUUUUGUUGCCAUAAUAUACUGCUUCUGUAAUGGAGAGGUACAAGCAGAGAUAAAGAAGUCUUGGAGCAGGUGGACUUUAGCACUUGACUUCAAAAGAAAGGCACGGAGUGGUAGUACUACUUACAGCUAUGGACCCAUGGUCUCCCAUACCAGCAUUACCAAUGUAACCACCAGAGGAUCACUGGCAAUGCACCUGAACCCGAGACUUGCAUCAGCUGCACUAAAUGGGCACCGUAACCUGCCUGGCUACGUAAAAAAUGGCUCAAUCUCAGAGAAUUCUUUACCAUCAUCAGGGCCUGAACAGUCUAACAAAGAAGAAGACCAUGUCAAUGGCUCAGUGCCUUGUUACGAUGAAAGACCUACUAUAGAACUGGAGGAGGAAAGGGAGACAGUCAUGUAAUAUUUAUUGAAGACUCUUGCCAUAGGCAAUGGAGUGCCAUUAUUCACCAAAGACUUUUAUUUAACAAACUUCUUCACCUCUGCAUAAAAGAGGACAAGCUAUGUAGAUCACAAACUGAGAAUAUGUUGUACUCCUGCAUAUAGCUUGCUGGCACACCUAAGUAGGUGUUGAACUCCAAACUCAAGACAAACCUUUUAAACCUCUGAGUUGUUUUAUUACUUCCAUCAUUUAAAUCACAAAAAAUUUUUUAAGCUGCACACAGCUGCAUUGCACCCUUUGAAUUUUGAUCCCUCAUUAUACCAGAGCUUAACAGAAAAAGCUUAGUGAAGACUGACUUUAAACACAAUGCUUUUUAUACGUUGUGAAAUAAUAAGACAGCUAUACCAAUGCCACAUAGGAUGUUUAUAACAUGAUUGGUAAAAAAGCAAGUUAUUUUUUUAACUGUGACCAUUUUGCAUCUUGGUAUGUGUUCAUUUUAUGGGACUACAAUAUAUAGUGAAAUUGUCAUGAAAAGGAGUCUAAAUUUAUUCCCACAUGCCAUAACUAAAUACAGAAUUUGCAUUGAUAAUUGCUAAUGUCUUAUGACAUAAUUAAUAACAGAUACGUAUCUGAAAAAAAAACUGGAAAUGUACAGUAUUUAAUUCUGAUAUGUAUGUAUGAAAGAGGACAGGACAUCACGCUAAAAAUGAGAAAUGGAGGAUUAUCCAAAUUAUUUAGUAUGAUAAUCACAUAUUUUUCUCACUGUUACCUUUAGCAGGUUUACCAGCUGCUACCCUUUUAUUAUGUCAUAGUGUACCAAUCUUCUGUUCUGCCAUCUUGCAUUGCCUAACAAACUACAAAGUGUUUGGAAGAUGUGACGAUUGCUUGUAUAUAUCUGAAGUUGAGAUGAUAAACAUAUCGCAUGGUGGGUAACAAGGCAUAUUUUCUCAAAGAAAAUUUAAGCCAGUGAUUAUAUUUAAUUUAAAAAAGUUAUCAUGUUACCCUAAUGAUUAUAUAUGACUUUAGACUGUGGAAAAAAACAUAACUUUAGUGUUUAUGCACCAUUCAUUCUAUCAAACAUUUAUUAAUAUUAGUUCCAUGAGCCCGAAUGGGGUGUUAUCCCUUGAAGAUGCUCUGUUUAUGAAAUGUUGUGCAAUGAAGUUAAUUAUGCAAGACUGUUUCUAUAAUUAUUGUGACUCUAUUUUCUCGAUGAAGUUUGGAAAGCUUUUAAAUAUAGAGAAACAGAUCCUUUGUCUCAAGAUGUAACAUUCAGUCAUACCAAUCUUUAAGUGUAAAAUAUAUGCCAUGUUCUUUGUGUUAGUGACAGCACCUCAGAUAAAUGGAUAAAUAAUGAAUCAUUUCGCUAAGGAUGUGCCAGUAGUUUCAUUGUCAUGACAGGAGGGCAAGAGAAUUUUUAGCGCAAAGUCCCUUCCUGUACUGAGAUCAAGAGAUGCAUUUCAACCUGCAGUCCUGUAUUAUGUUAUUAUUGUGGUGCAUUUGUCUUAAAAUGAUAUACAAAUUAUACUACAUUAAUAAGUGAUGAAAGUGUAAGAUAUAAUCUGAUGCAGGCACAAGAUCUGUAUCAUUUGAUAUUAAAGUUUGUACCUGCAAUAUAUAUCUACGAAUAGCGCCAUCAUUAAUGUGACAUUCUGAAGUAUAUUCAAAAGCAUUUAUUGUCUCUACCUGUAUCGGUCAUAUUAGUAAGUGAUAAUACAGUCCUCCCUUGCAUAGCAUGGUGGCUUAAUGGUAGAGAUCUCUGUCUCACAGCGUCAGCGUAUGGGGUUCAGGCCUGACCUCCAGUCAUGGUGUAUAUGCAGUUUACAUGCUCUUCCGCUGUCUGUGGGGGUUGCCUCUCUAAAACAUGUUAGUGUAUUGGCUACUUUAAACUGUCCAUAUAUAUUGCUUGUACCCUUGCACUUGAGGCCCUGGUUAUGGGUAAAAAAGGGUUUGAGGAUCAAUUCACUUAUAUAUUUUUUUUUAACAAAUGAAUAAAUAAAAUAAAGCUAAACUAUAUUUUAAAAGCUGCAUUUGUACUUUAAGCAUGAUAGAGUCAACAGCUGUGUUAAAUGGUACCAUUAGAAGUGAUAUACUGUGGCUUAUGGCUUAUGCUUAAAAUAAGUACACCCACAUUUUGCACUGUAUGUUAACGUUCAGUCUAAACACAGAGGAGUGAGAAUCAAGUGUCACAUUGCAGAGAGGUUACCCUCCAUGCUAAGAGAAGGAAGUAUGAGAGGACAGUCAAUUUGGGAACUGUGACACAACAUACCUCACCAAGGGACAUGGACGUAUCUUUUCCUUUUGUGGAGGACAAUAAGAUCAUCCAAGGAUUUUGUUUUCUCAUGUAACUUCAGAAUGGUAACACCUGGUUAACUGAAAACAAAUGAAAUAUACGCACAUCUGAAUAUCUCAGAAACCUAACAAUUUUAUAUUAUCUUACCUUAAAUGUCCAGCUUCAACAGUAUUUUGUAGUAUAGCUAUUGUUAAACUGAAACAUUUGUUUCCUUUGAUAACCAUAUAUGAUAGGAUAGGGGUUUUGAUAAACAGAAGUACUGGGUCAUUCAUUUUUCAAAAUUUUCAAAUGCUUACUUUGUAUUAAGUCAAAUAAUUAUUAUAUCCCUCAAAAUGUCAUAAAAGUAUAAAAAAUUAUUUGAACCAGUCCUACAGGGAAGAUUGUAAACAUUUGAUUCUGGUCUCAAAACAUGUCAGGCAAACUAUAAUUUCUGCCCUAGUAAAAAUGAACAGAUAAAGCAUUUGCAGUGAUAAUUAAUUUAUUUAUUUGUGUUUCUUAUCUAGCAGUAUCCUCUUAGCAGUGCUCAUUUUUACAGGAGAACUGGGGAUAAAAGGCUCAUAUAAUACAUGACAAACUGUCAAGUAAUAACCCAUCUGUUAUAGAGAUAUUUAUAAUAGUGGUAUGUUACUGAAAGUAAGAUAUUUGCAUGUAACAAAUAGACACAGCAGCUGGAUUUUGGGCAAACAUUUCUUUUUAUAUGAUGCAGCUGUAAAACAUGGGUUAUGUAUGUGAUAUAAGUGUGAGUGCAUGUGAUACAGCUGAGAAAGCAUGUGAAAAUAUAUUCACAUGUAGCAUAUGUAUGUGAUAUAAUUGUAAGUGUAUGUGACACAACUGAGAAAGUGUGUGAAAAGAUAUUCACAUGUAGCACAUUGAAAGCAGUUGAUAUUCAUUUGAACAUAAAACAGAAUCUGUAAAAAUAAAUUUAAGUGACAUGAGCUGACGUAGCAUAUUCAAUGCAACUAAAAAUUUGGCUAUGCACAAAAUUCAGCAAAAAUAUUUUGGUGCAGCUAAUAUACUUUAGUUUUAACUCUUGAUGAAACAUUUCAGAGCUUAUCUAAUACUACACGUGCAACUGAGAUUUCCAUGAAAAAAAAACUAUGAAUUUAAAUUAAAAUGGAAAUUAAUAAAUAUAUAUACUCAGGUACAGCAUUCCAGGAUUUGGAUGCAACAUGCAUUGCUUCAUUGUAUUUAUUGUAAAUAUUGAUACAAUUAAUGGCAACCAUAAGAUUGAAAAAAAAAACAGAACAAAUAAAUGACUAUUUAGAAGCAAUUUUACAAUGUGUGGAGAAUAAACUUGUUUAAACAGA